Gopherus flavomarginatus (Mexican gopher tortoise) is the source of this 2043-nucleotide messenger RNA. It is a transcript of the gene B4GALT7, whose product is annotated as beta-1,4-galactosyltransferase 7. Gene Ontology annotation, biological process: proteoglycan biosynthetic process; carbohydrate metabolic process. Bases 86 to 1060 code for a protein of 324 amino acids. The record is from RefSeq and is a predicted model, not a curated record. Gene Ontology annotation, molecular function: xylosylprotein 4-beta-galactosyltransferase activity. Lineage: Eukaryota; Metazoa; Chordata; Testudines; Testudinidae. The transcript is spliced from 6 exons.
CGGACCGGGUCUGAGCCAGCGUGUCCGGGCAGCCCCGGUCCCGGGGGGAGGGAGCCGGGAGUGGCCCCCGGCGCCGCCUGGGAGCAUGUUCCCGUCUCGGAGGAAGCCGGCGGUGUAUGUCCGGGAGGAAGCCGGGUCCCGCCGGCUGCUGGCACUCCUGCCGCGGAAAUGCUCAGUUUUCCGGCUCUUCUUCGCGGCGCUGCUUCUGGGCUUUCUCUCACUGCUGUGGCUGCAGCUCAGCUGCUCAGGUGAUGUGGCCCGUGAGGGGCGCGGGGCAGUGGCCCCCAACCCCCUGAAGCCUUGCCCCCCAGAGUCCCGGGCCUCAUGGGCUGAGGACCCAUCAUGGGGCCCCCACCGCCUGGCGCUGCUGAUCCCCUUCCGGGAACGCUUCGAGGAGCUGUUGGCUUUCGUGCCCCACAUGCAUCGCUUCCUCAGCAGGAAGAGGAUCCGCCACCACAUCUUUGUGCUCAACCAGGUGGAUCAUUACAGGUUUAACAGAGCGUCUCUGAUCAACGUCGGCUUCCUGGAGAGCGGCAAUGACACCGAUUACAUUGCCAUGCACGACGUUGACCUCCUGCCCCGUAACGAGGAGCUGGACUACGGCUUCCCAGAGGCAGGGCCCUUCCAUGUGGCAUCCCCAGAGCUGCACCCGCUGUACCACUACAAAACCUAUGUGGGCGGCAUCCUCCUGCUCACCAAGCAGCACUACGAGAUGUGCAAUGGGAUGUCCAACCGCUUCUGGGGCUGGGGGCGAGAGGAUGAUGAGUUCUAUCGCCGGAUCAAAGGAGCUGGCCUCCAGCUUUUCCGCCCCUCGGGAAUAAAGACUGGAUACAAGACAUUCCAGCACCUGCAUGACCCAGCCUGGAGGAAGCGAGACCAGAAGCGCAUUGCUACCCAGAAGCAGGAGCAGUUCAAGGUGGAUCGGGACGGGGGCCUGAACAACGUGAGGUAUCGGAUUGAGUCCCAGACGGCGCUGAGUGUGGCUGGAGCUCCCUGCACUGUCCUCAAUAUCCUGCUGGACUGUGAUGCCAGCAAGACCCCCUGGUGCACAUUCAGCUGAGCAGCCUGCCCUAGGCCCCAGUCAUGCUUGCCAUGCUGAGAUGCCCAGGGACUGCAGCGGGGCCAUUUGGAGCAGGGCAGGUUCACUGUGGCAGCUAAGCGCAAGGGCGGAGCAUGGAGGCGACAGGCUGGAAGAGGGCUGAGAAGCCAGCCCAGCUCCUCAGUCGGUGCAGCUGGACGGGCAGAACUGAGACCAAGACGCUGUGGCCUCAGCACAGAUGCUGCCAUUACCGCAGGAAGGCCGCUCCCUCGCGCUGGCCAUGGCAGAGCUGCCUCCAUGCUCGAAGGAGACAGUAAAGACCCAUCAGGACCAUGUAAUGUCAAUCCACUGAGCCACGCCCUGCUUUCCAUGCCAGUGCCCAUAUGCCAGCCUCGGUCAGGCACUAUUCCCGCUUCUCGCUCCCUUGCUGUCCUACUGCUCUGUGAUUCCAAGAGGAAGCAGGGAUGGAAGCCAGGCUGUGAGUGUCUGCCAGUGCCCCAGCUCCCUGGCAGACCCACUGGAACUGCAGCAGUCAGGGCAGGAGGCUCACAAGAGAGGUUUGGUUGAUGCAGUGGAGCCAUGGGACCCAGAACUUUAUUAACACGAGCUGGGAUUUCAGCAGAGGAUGGGACGUAUUGGCUACAAUACUGCCCAGAACUUCCCAUUCCCCUUCAUGUGGCUUCUAGGUCCCGCUGCCCACCCCUGCUUUCUGUGGAGUAAGGUCAUGUUUCUGUUGAACCCCAGCUAGUGAGCAUGUCACUGCUCACCGGCUGCAUCCCUCCAGAGCACCAGCAGUGCCAGUGCCACUUCCCACAGUACACAACAUACCCCAGCCUUCUCCAUGGGGCUUGAGUGAGUAUCUGGUGCCUUGGCCUCUGGUGUCCCCUUCUCUGCUGGCCUGCCCUCUCCCAGCUCUAGUUAGGAAAUCCUGUACGAUGUGUUUCCCUGGAAUGUAAUGGCUGCUAAUUCACUGCAGUGGUAGCAUUAAAGCCCGGGGAGCCAUA